Molecule: messenger RNA, 3146 nt
Organism: Ylistrum balloti
Lineage: Eukaryota; Metazoa; Mollusca; Bivalvia; Pectinida; Pectinidae
Product: potassium channel subfamily T member 1-like
Exons: 28
Coding region: 33-3146 (1037 amino acids)
Biological process (GO): potassium ion transport
Cellular component (GO): membrane
Molecular function (GO): intracellular sodium-activated potassium channel activity
Source: RefSeq, a predicted model, not a curated record
UUGACAAGGCGCUACAUCGAUAGAGGAUUAACAUGUUCUCCUGCUAUCCGUCUUCGCACGGGAAAUUCUUCUCUAACGAGUUGUCUCUACCAGGACGAUUAAGACGUGCACUUUAUAGAAAACCCUCUACCCGUCUGGGAUUUCGAGUGUUUGACCUCGCCGUGACCUUUACCCUUUGUUUGGUAUACGUCAUCAGAGUUGAAUUGGAUGACUACAUAAGCUAUCAAUGUGGCGGGCUGCACUGUUCAGUUUCGACCAUACAGCUACCCAAGGAAACCGAUACCAUGGCUUUUUCAUCGAAUGCCAUCAAUUGGUAUCUCCUGUUAUGGGUUCGCCGACCUUUCACGAUUUGGAUCAUACAGAUGAUACUGUCAUCGAUAUGGUUCUUCAAGGGAAUACUAACACUGUACAUUAGUCCAAAGGGAACCCGACUUCGAAGAUUUUGGUACGAUGGUCUGCUUUUAGAUUGGCUAUGUACACUGCCUCACCUACUGACGGUAUGCUAUAAACAUAUCUAUCUUCAGUUUGUGCCAGCGCUGAGAAAUCUGUUCCUGCCUGGGGGGUUCUUGGCCUGUUGGCUGGUCCGCCGGGUCAUUCAAAAUCUACUUAACGACCUCCACCUUACAAAACAACGAUGUCAGGCAACGUCUGUGACCUUCAAACAUGAACUGACGCUGCUUCUAAUCACAAUGUCAUGUUUGAUAUUUACCACAAUGUGUGGUAUACAGCACAUACAGAGGGGAAGUAGUGGGGCAGAACUGACCAUGUUCGAAUCGUUCUAUUUUGUGAUCGUGACCUUCAGCACUGUUGGGUACGGUGAUAUAUCUCCGGACACCUGGCUCGGACAGCUCUUUAUGACGUGCAUGAUCGGUAUAGCAUUCGCCUUCAUACCAAGACAGGUGGAGGGAUUUAUGUCAGCCUUUAAAGAUGUACGUAAAACAGGUGGGGAGUAUAGUCAGUCCAAUGCACGUGGGAAGCAUCACGUGGUCUUAUGUACCACGAGCAUAUCAGCGGAAUCUAUGCUGUAUUUCCUAAUAGAGUUUUAUGCUCAUCCACAACUCGAGGAUCACACAGUGGUUCUCUUAAGUACAGAACAAAGAGAGGCCAGCUUACGUAUACUCCUGAAGGAUCCGAAGUGGGCCUAUCGAGUUAUAUACAUGCAAGGGUCUGCUCUCAACGACGUCGAUCUCGAAAGAUGCAGAAUGGCCGACGCUGAUGCCUGCUUCAUACUUCUGCCCGCAGUAUCCAACAACAACAAUGAAACUGAUCAGCUGACCCUCAUGUAUUACUGGGCAGUCAAAGACUUUGCUCCACACUGUCGGCAGUACAUAAAGAUCUACAAACAGGAGAGCAAACUACACAUAUAUAAUGAAGAUCACGUGGUGUGUGGAGAUGAACUCAAGUUCUCUAUUCUAGCCAACAACUGUCUCCAUCCCGGGUUGUCGUCCUUCAUCACCCUCCUGGUGCAUUCUUCCACUGUCGAAGUAUCAUCCCUAGGGACAGAGCCAUGGCAACAACUGUACGGACGACAUUCCAGCCACGCCCUCUUUCACAUACAGCUGAAUCAGAGUAAAAUGUUCCAACGGUAUAGAGGCUGGAGCUUCACCCUUGCUUCAGCCGACGCUCAUAAAAGAUAUGGAGUGGGCUUAAUAGCGGUUCAGGACCGCACAAGACAUGAUUCCCGGUUACACCUUAAUCCUGGUGAUGGAUACAAACUGCGGGACUACGACUGUUUAUUUUACAUGGCUGACGUACCUGAAGAGCGAGGGGAUGUUCUACCAUCACCUUGGUCUGUUUCUACUAGAGAGUACGUCGAUAACGAUCAAUUGCAGGCCCUGAAUAAUAACUCACAGCAACAGGGGAUUGAUAGUCCGUACAACAAUCGAGAGCCUGGAAUUGUGUCUUCACCUUGGGAAGUAGGGUUACAGCAGUGCUGCAUACAAGACGGGAUAAACAGCUCGCCAUCAGAGGAAAGCUCUGUCAUUGGUCCGCCGCCGUCUUCAUCGAGCACCAUUAACCAUUCUACUAGGUGUCACGUGAUGAAGACUAGGCGCCCGGAUUGUUGUUUACAAUGGGGAAAGGAUUGCGACCAUUGUGCUUACAAAAACGCACGUCACAACCUUUACGGGAAUCAGCUGAUUAUCUUAGCGGCUGAAGAAUCAAGUGCAGGGAUGAUGAACUUCUUCGUCCCUCUUCGGUCACAUAUCAUUGCAAAGGAUGAGAUCAAACCUAUCGUCGUCCUCCUUGGAAAUCAACCAAAUGAUGUAUUCCUUGAAACAAUAGCAUAUUAUCCUCUUAUAUUCUGGAUUCAGGGAAGUAUAUCAAGCAUCGACGACCUUAUCAAAUCAGGAAUACACAGAGCGGCACACCUCGUGGUACCUAGCAUGCAGUUCUCCUCUGUUACUGAUUCGGACGUACUAGUGGCCGUCCGGACAAUACAAAGGUUGUUUCCAUUCACCAACGUUAUAACCGAACUAUCACAGGCUUCAAACAUUCGGUUUAUCAACAGUCGUAAUUCGGAUACACAAACUCUUCCGGUGGCCAAACUGGAAAGGAGGCUUAAAGAAAAGAUGAGUUCAACGCUUCCCAAUCUUUUCCAUCAACAUUUCGCCGCGGGAAAGGUGUUUAGUGUUUCCCUGUUAGACAGUAUGCUGUAUCAGACAUUUGUGAAGCGCUACCUCAUCAAUUUUGUACGUCUGCUUAUUGGAAUCGAGACAGAAAACAAUGCAGGGUAUUUGUCUAGUAUUCGAGUAAAUGGGACAGCCUCCUCGACAUACACCACGUUCGGGGAACUGUACUACGGUCUGGCGUCUUCCUCAGGAAACAUCCCAUUGGCGAUUUAUAGGACAGAAAAACCUCUGAAGACAGCAGAGCCAAAAUUUAAGACGAAUACACGCCGUACAAAUGACUAUGUGCAUGGUAGACUCAAGAGUUUAGGCAUGGAUACGGAUGCAUACGUUUUAGGCUUGGACCAAGAACGUGACACAGACAUAUCGUACGUCAUCCCGAACCCUACCCCAGAGACCAAACUACUGGACGGAGAUGUCGUGUAUGUUCUGUUGCCUGGCAACUUCAUUGGCCAUCCUCCGCCGACACUGACAGCUGAUGUGACCAGAACUUCGGCGUCUCAUGGAGUCCAUGUCUGA